Messenger RNA from Vigna unguiculata (cowpea), 1871 nucleotides. RefSeq names its product homeobox knotted-like protein (gene KNAT1). Gene Ontology annotation, biological process: regulation of DNA-templated transcription. Gene Ontology annotation, cellular component: nucleus. Gene Ontology annotation, molecular function: DNA-binding transcription factor activity, RNA polymerase II-specific; DNA binding. NCBI's taxonomy places the organism in Eukaryota, Viridiplantae, Streptophyta, Magnoliopsida, Fabales, Fabaceae. The record is from RefSeq and is a predicted model, not a curated record.
CCCCCAACACGGAGCCAUUACCGGUUUCUUUCUUUCUUUCUUUCUUUUCUUUUCUUUUCUUCUCUUCUCUUCUCUUCUCCUCACUCACCCUCCGUACAAAACAUCAUGUGAGGGUUUCGCUGGUUUCUAUCCUCUCCUCGCUGUCCAUACCCCAAACUUGCAAGUGCAACCAUCUUUGUCACAGUUUCUUCACUUCACACCACCUUAAACUUUUUCCUACCUCCUUGGACCCCAACAAAGAAAACAUCACACAACUGCUGAUCAUACCUAUGUGUGGCCCUCAGACCUUACAACCAUUCAUUACCAAUCCCUUUGCUAUUUUAGGGUUGUGCAGCCCUUAGGGUUUUCUUCUUCCUCACACCCAAAAUUCACCACCACACUUUCACAGAUUAAUGGAGGAAUACACUAAUAACAAUCACUUGAGUGAAAACACUGCUCCAACUCCAAGUCCAAGGCCUAAUUUCUUGUACUCUUCUCCCCCCACUGGUGGAAACCAUAGCCAUAGCCAUAGCCAUCAUCAGCAUCAUCACCACCAGCAUCAUCAGUUUCCAAUCAACACCUUCCAUCUUCAAUCGGGUGGAUCAGAUCAUUGCUUUCAGUCUGAUCAAGUGCCACCACACCCCUCUGUGAAAACCGAAGCCAGCACUUCUCAGCUUCACGCUCCUAUUUUCCACUACCCUUUAAUGAGAGGUACCCUUCACAACAACAACACCACUAUGCAUCACCAACAAGGACCCAGUCCUACAACCUCCACCACCGAAGUUGAAGCCAUAAAAGCUAAAAUCAUUGCUCACCCUCAGUACUCCAAUCUCCUCGAAGCUUAUAUGGAUUGCCAAAAGAUAGGAGCUUCACCGGAAGUGGUGGCGCGUAUGGUUGCGGCAAAGCAAGAGUUUGAGGCACGGCAAAGAUCCUCAGGUGUUUCGAGGGAUACCUCUAAAGACCCUGAACUUGAUCAAUUCAUGGAAGCAUACUAUGACAUGCUUGUGAAGUAUAGAGAGGAAUUAACAAGGCCUAUUCAAGAGGCCAUGGAUUUCAUGCGAAGGAUAGAAACUCAGCUAAAUAUGCUAUGCAAUGGACCCGUCAGGAUCUUCUCUGAAGAAAAAUGUGAAGGGGUUGGUUCAUCAGAUGAGGAUCAAGAGAACAGUGGAGGAGAAACAGAACUUCCAGAGAUUGAUCCUCGAGCAGAAGAUCGUGAACUUAAAAACCACUUACUGAGGAAAUACAGUGGUUACUUGAGUAGCCUAAAACAAGAACUUUCCAAGAAGAAAAAGAAAGGGAAACUCCCCAAAGAUGCAAGGCAAAAGCUACUUAACUGGUGGGAAUUACAUUACAAAUGGCCAUAUCCUUCGGAAUCAGAGAAGGUGGCAUUGGCUGAAUCAACUGGUUUGGACCAAAAGCAAAUAAAUAAUUGGUUCAUAAACCAAAGAAAGAGGCACUGGAAACCCUCUGAAGACAUGCAAUUUAUGGUGAUGGAUGGUCUGCAUCCUCAAAGUGCAACUCUCUACAUGGAUGGUCAUUACAUGGCAGAUGGUCACUACCGUCUAGGGCCAUGACAUCACAUCACAUCACACAUGGCCAUGCUAUAAAUAUAUAUAUUAUUUUAUAUUUUUAAUUAUUAUUAUUAUUAUUUAAAUGCAAGGUAUGAGUUUCUGAUUAACAAAGAGACUGUGACCAAACUGGGUAGCAGUCAGCACUGUAGCUACUAGUUUCAGUGUCAAGCAUACCAUGAACAUUAAUGGUUUCUGCUUGUGAUUGUGCAGUGUGAGAGUACUUUCAGUAGUUUAUCAUACUCAUGUUCUACUUUCUAUUAAACAAUUAUCAGACCUUUCCUUAUUAUUCUAUAUAUAUAUUGGCAGAGAUAAUUCAUGAGA